AAGAAAAUAAUCUGCCUCUGAUUCUUCGAUAUGAAGACGCGUCGCCGAUGUUCCGCUUGCUACCAAAGGGUCGUGUUCGUCGUGGUACAUAUGGUUUACCUGAAGCGAAAGCAGCUGUAGAACAAGAGGAGCCUGAUAUGUGGGACACACAUAUUCCAGGUGAUGUCGAUGUUGAGAAAGAGAAUAACACCUUGGACUAUAGUGCACUUAUCUAUAACGCAGAGAUGUGUUGGCCUGCACAUGACACAUUCACGGCACUCUACUCUGAACAAUUUCAGAUAGAUCAUCAUUACUAUAUUAUGACAAUUUAUGCUAAUCGUGUUGAACAAAUGAACGCGUACUGGGUGGAUAUUGAUGCUAUGCUCAAGAAACCAGGAAUAGCCGGGAACGCAAGUCACCCUCUGUUAACUGGCACUUAUAGGAGGGCUGUCGGUGCCAAGCUCAGCUUUAAGUUUCCAUUUUAUGGUCAUAUGAUGACAAAUCUUACUAUAGCUACAGGAGGUUUUCUCUACAUUGGCGACCAAACACACAAUUGGUUGGCUGCUACGCAGUACAUAGCUCCUCUUAUGGCAAAUUUUGACACCAUGCUAGAUGCGAGUUCCAUUAACAUUUGUGAUUUUACCUUUUUGAAGUCUAUACUUUACGCUGAUGACGGUGAGAGAUUUGUGGUGGAGUGGAGAAAAGUUCAGUUAAGGGAACAACACCAAGCAGGUGCAUUUACCUUCCAAGCAUCGCUUUUCAAGAACGGUUCCAUCGCUUUUGUUUACAAGGAGGUACCGAUGAACGUUUCAAAUAUCAGUGAUGAACAGCAUCCCGUCAAAUGUGGAAUCAGUGACGCUUAUCUUUAUCAUCAUAUGCUCAUGACUCACGGUGCUAAGGUUUUUUCGUCCUUCCAAUGGUGUGUUGGACUUAAGAUGCCACAAAAAAUAUGGUCGAUCUUGAUUACUACUAUUUCAGUGAGUCCUAAACGAGUGAUUUACGAGUAUCAUCGAAUUGAAAUUCCACUCGAUAAAGUUGUGCCUGACACAGUUGUUUACCUUGAGGCACAGCCAGCAUGCAUACAGUUCCAGUCUUGCGAAGCAUGUUCCAAUGCGACUCUCAAACAUUUCACUUGUUCAUGGUGUCAUGCGAAAAAAUCCCACGGCGGACCGUUUUGUACUGACCAGGCUGGCAUUCAUCGCCGUCGUCAGCACUGGGCUGAAAACAAUUGUAAGAACCAGGGGAAGAAUAUGUAUUGUAGCGCGGCAGCUGAUGAGGAGGAAGUGGAUGAUGACAGUUCAACGCCGUCCUCUGGUCGCCCAUCCUCUCCUGAUGAUGUCAUUCCCCUAGAAAAAGAGCGGCGAUCCGACAAAAUUAAAGGGAAAACUGAUGGAGGAGGCUAUGCAGCUCUUGUCUUCACACUUGGUUCGUCACUUUGCCUGAUUGGAUGGCUUGCAUAUGCAUAUUACAAUCCGCAUACCACAAGCGGUCAACUACUUAUAAAGGUUAGUUUAUUUCCGAGUAAUUUCGUCAAAUUUAUAGUGCUAGUCGCUUUUGUUUUUAUUCAACACACUCAGGACUAUAUGAAUAAUAUUUGUCUCUUGUUCCCAAUAAUAGCUUGGUUCUCACUUUUUUGUCAAAGAUUCUGUCUCGGGUAG
Messenger RNA from Angiostrongylus costaricensis, 1637 nucleotides. NCBI's taxonomy places the organism in Eukaryota, Metazoa, Nematoda, Chromadorea, Rhabditida, Metastrongylidae. The record is from the annotation of a GenBank genome assembly.